This is a messenger RNA of Bacillus rossius redtenbacheri, 31674 nucleotides long. RefSeq names its product coronin-1B (gene coro). The record is from RefSeq and is a predicted model, not a curated record. Gene Ontology annotation, biological process: actin filament organization. Lineage: Eukaryota; Metazoa; Arthropoda; Insecta; Phasmatodea; Bacillidae. Gene Ontology annotation, molecular function: actin filament binding. The coding region runs from base 392 to 1990 and encodes 532 amino acids. The transcript has 9 exons.
GUAGUACUAGAAAGAGAGAGUAAAUAGUUUGAUUGUUGAGAGUGACAGGGACAGAAAAGGUAUUAUGUCUUGAAAAUGAAAGAGAUAUUAUACCGAUUUGGAAUUGAAUUAUAGCAUUUAUUUUUCACCUGGCUCUUUGCAGCCAUUACAGUAAAUUGCAAAUCAAUUUUUAUAGCUAGCAGUUUUUCAAAUGAUGCUCAAAAAUGACUCAAGGUGCAUGACCAAAUAUGGCAUUGGGAGACUAAUCGUUCGUAGGCAUGGGAUGUUUCCAGGAAUUAAGUAGCACGGUGUUUUGUCAGGUUAUGCCGAGUUGUUAUUGUUGCUGUUUUUUGUAAAUAUAACUUACAUGUGAUUUUGUACAGCCAUCGUUUAAAGUACACAGUUGUUAAAGAUGUCUUUCAGAGUGGUGAGGAGUAGUAAGUUCCGUCAUGUGUAUGGGACUCCAUUUAAGCGAGAACAGUGUUAUGAUAACAUAAGAGUCUCAAAAUCAUCAUGGGAUUCUACAUUUUGUGCAGUCAAUCCAAAAUUUCUUGCCAUUAUUGUUGAAUCAGCUGGUGGAGGUGCAUUCGUGGUUUUACCGCUUAGUAAGGUUGGUCGAAUAGCGGCUGAUCACCCCCUCGUAGGAGGCCACAAAGGUCCUGUGCUGGACAUAGCAUGGUGUCCACACAAUGACAAUGUCAUUGCUAGUGGCUCUGAAGACUGCGUGGUGAAAGUAUGGCAGAUUCCAGACAGUGGGAUUAGCAGAACAUUGACAGAGCCAGUUGUUGACCUGCUGUAUCAUCAGCGUAGAGUAGGCCUAGUCCUGUGGCAUCCUACAGCACAGAAUGUUUUGCUUACUGCUGGUUCUGACAACCAGGUUGUGAUAUGGAAUGUUGGCACUGGAGAAGUACUAGUACAUAUUGACAGUCACCCAGAUAUUGUAUACAGUGCCAGUUUUAAUUGGGAUGGUUCCCAGCUUCUCACUACAUGUAAAGAUAAGAAAAUGAGGUUAAUAGAUCCACGUAAAGGAGCGAUACUAGAGGAAGCAAUAUGUCAUGAGGGAAGCAAAGCAACUCGAGCCAUCUUCUUACGAAGUGGGCUUAUUUUUACGACUGGUUUCAGCAAAAUGAGUGAACGCCAGUACUCACUCAGAGCACCUGCCCACCUGAGUGAACCAAUCGUAAUGGUAGAACUGGAUACAAGCAAUGGUGUAAUGUUCCCAUUGUACGAUCCAGAUACAAAUCUUGUAUAUUUGUGUGGAAAGGGUGACAGUGUGAUAAGAUAUUUUGAGAUCACGGCAGAGGCACCGUAUGUCCACUACAUUAACACUUUCCAAACGCCAGAUCCUCAACGAGGCAUUGGAAUGAUGCCAAAACGGGGCUGUGAUGUUAACUCUUGUGAGAUUGCAAGAUUUUACCGCCUGAAUAAUUCAGGAUUGUGCCAAGUCAUAACUAUGACAGUCCCCAGGAAGUCUGAACUUUUUCAAGAAGAUCUUUAUCCAGACACACUUUCUGAUGAGCCAGCGCUUUCUGCUGAAGAUUGGUUCUCGGGAACUGAUGCUGAACCUAUUCUAAUAUCUCUCCGGGGAGGUUAUGUCCCAAGCACACAAAAAAAUGACUUGAAAGUACACAAACGAAAUGUUUUGGACAAAAUGCCACCGAAAGGAGGUUCUCGAUCAUCUUUAAGUUCUGCUGGCUCUACUGUUGAUAGUGACAAAAGUGGUGGUGGUGGGGGCGGUGGCGAUGGUGGCUUCGCUGUUUCGAAUAAAGUAAUUGAAGAAUUUUACGAGGAGAUAAGGAAAUUGAAAGCUGUAAUUGUAAAACAUGAGACACGCAUCCGUGCCUUGGAAGCUCGAGUCACUUCAACCAAUGAAGAUGAUCGAAAGGUAGGAGAAAGGCAUUCAGAAUCUGCCCCCUCCCCUCAGUGGCAAGAGUCUGAACACGUCAAUAACACCCCUCAUUUGUCAAAUGUGUCAGCAUCUUCCCAAGAACUAGCUCCAGAUGAAGUGUAACGAAAUCCACCUCACUAUUCUGGAAAUUCUGUUGUAUAUUUUGCUAUUCGAGAGCUUAAAUAUAUUUUAUAUUGUAGGAUAAAUUUUUUAUCUUAGGUAUUUUACUGAAUUUAUUGUUGUCUUUGAUUUAAUAAUUUUUUUUUUAAAUAUUUAGAUAACAUUUUAUGAAAUUUACUAAGGAUAAUUUUAAUUACCUUGUUUUGUUACAAACUUACAAAAGUGUUCUAAUUUUUAUGCUCCCAGUUUGUGUGUAUAUUAAUGUUAUGAAGCAAGUACAUGAAUUACCAAAUUGCUUCGUGUUUUAUGUUGUUAAAAGUUAGUAUUUAUUUAUCUAGUGCUGCUUUGCAUGCAGGCGAAAAGUAACUUUAGUGUAAUGAUUUUUUAUGAUUUUUAUUGAAGUUUGUUUUAUGUACCUUCAAUAAUUUAAAUUUAUAUGUUGCAUUGUUUAUAUUUAAAAUGUUUUGUUGAUAACAGUACAAGAGUAUUUGAAUGUGCAUCUGUGUGUUUUCUGGCAUAUAUUUUUGUAUUUGAGCUACAUUGUGCAUCAUUGUAGGUUUUUAUUUAUAUAUAUAACUAAGUUGAACACAACAAACAUCAAUCAAGAUCUCUGGUAUGUGAUAACAGUAACCAAAUAUGUUUCUGGGAUUGUUUAAAGGUACUUGGUGAAUUGUAAAUUGUAAAUAUUUACAUCAUUCUAAAAAUGUUUUAUGUACAUUAUGAAUGGAUGUCUCCAUAACCCACUUGGUGAUUGUCGGUUAUCUUGAUACGUAAGAAGUUCAAACUACUUUAAUGCUAAUAUGUCCUCAUUCUUGGCUGUGACUUAUUGCACUCAUAAGUUAUAACCCCAAAGCUGUUAAUGUUAAUUAUUCAACCUAUGUAAAAGCCAGUUAAGUGCCUGUUAUUAGUGAUUAGAGGACAAAAUAUGUCUGUUAUGAAGUUGCAUGAGCAACUUGUCAAAACAUUUGGAUUCCAAUAAAUAAAAGAAAUUAACUUGAGGGGGGACAAUAAUUAUAAUUACAUUUUUGGUUCAAAUUUACUUAUUGUUUAUGUGUUACUCUAAACAUACAGAUAAAGUCUGUAUCCCACAGCUUAAAAAGUUACAAAUUUUAAACAUGUAUAAGUAAUUAAGAAAGUUAAGAGAAUAUGAAUGGGCUUAGUAUAGGUAAGGCAGUUAAUUUAUUCUUGGUUAUAUAAGAGUACAAACUGCUCUUUCUUUGUAAAACUAUAAAAAAAUUCUGCAAAAUGGUUUUUCAUGGACUAUUUUUGCAGAUGUUUCAUUAUCUGUCACAAAAAAUUUAGGUCAAAAAGUGCUAUUAAAGUGCUAUUAAAUAGUAUUGGUUGGGUUCUUAAUUAUUUUUACAGUGAUUUUAUUAUUUAAUUAGAGACAAUAAAUGGUUAUCUUUAUUUUGGCUGUUCACUCUAGUUUUUUAAUGUACCUAUUUUUCAAAGGGAAAAAAUAUUUCAAUUUGGGUUUUUAUGUUGCUUGAAAUCAAAAAUAGAAAGUUUAGACUACACUAGGUUAUUCUGCAAUAUCAGAAUUCCAUGAACACACAAAUUUAUAGAAAACAAUUUUGUGAAAGUUAUGUUUUUAACAUUAAAACAAUUUUAAUCCAGAGGUUAGGUCUUGGCUGUCUGAAAAUACCAGCAGUUUACAUAAUAUUUUGCAAAAUAAUCACUAUAGGACAAACUUAGGGGUUAUAAGUUGUAUAAAAUUGUUAAUUAACCAAGCAAUCAUAAAAUACUGUUAAUUGCAAUAAAAUGUAUUCAUACUAGUUUUAAUAAUUUAUAUAAUAUAUAAUUCUUAUAUAAACCUAUAGUUUUAAUUUUUAAUUUUAGCUGUGUACAAGUGCGUAAGUUGUUUGAAUCAUUCUUUUAAAUGUUGAAGAUUCUGUAAUUUUUUCUAGUCUGUUACAUUUGUAAUAAUUAUUUAAUUUUAAUGUCAAAAUAAUUUUAUAUUUCACAAGCUACAAAGCUCAAACAAAUUAAUUGAUAUAACUUGAAAAAGACACAGAUUAUAUGAGUACUAGACCAAAGAAAAAUUCAUACUGCUGUCUUAUUCUAUAGAGUUUAAAUUAAAUGUAAUUUAUUCACUAAUGUGCUGAUUGUCCAAUUUCACUCACAGUUCAUAAAUUAAAUUUUAACAUUUGUUGCCAUAAGGGGCAUUAAUUUAACAAUAUUGCUCUUCUCAAAUAUGGUAAUGUGAUGUACACAGUUAUGUAAUAAGUUAAUCAUUAUUUCAGUACUUUAUUAAUUAAAUUUUUUUUUAGUUUAACAUUGUUCUGGUUACUUUUCAAAGUUUUAACUGUCAAAAUGAUUAGAAGAAAACCAUAACCACAACAUAUUAGCAGGUUCAUCCCUACUAUAUGCAUUACAGAGUCUCAAAAAUCUAAACGAUAAAACAUUUAACCAACAUUAUGCAAUACAUAUAACAACAGUUACUCUACUUCUUUUUCUGUUGGUUAAAAUUUUAUCAUCCGAAACUUUCCUUGACACUAAGUGAAAUUAAAUCAUUUACUCUAUUAUACAGGAACCAAGAAACAAGGAAAAUAUUAGUCAAUAAAUUUAAAAACAUCAGUUUCUAAUGUAUAAACAGGACCUAAAAUUGGAUAAAAAGUCUUUUAAUGUUAAUAUAUAAUGUUGUAGGAACUGGUGAUUUGUCUUUACAUAUGCAUUAAUUGCACUGAUAAAGCUUAAUGUGGGAGGGAAGUUAUAUUUUAAUCCAUAGAUGUGAGUGGUGGGUAACGCGGUUUUAAAAUUCUCGGUAUGUUUUCUUUGCUUGUGUGGCAACACACAUUCAGAGUUUCAAGGUUUCAACCUUUGCCAGUUGCAUUAGGGUGUAAUAUUAUAGUCAGGUGGUUUUCAUAUCCAUUUUAGAAACCUGCUGGAGCAGUUAUAUUUAAGUUUUUUUCCCCUGGACCAGUUUGUUCUUUGAAAUUUUGUUGCUAUAGGGAUGAGAGAUUAGGUGAAAACUUUUGGACAUGUCAUUGCAGAGCAGUUGACCAUUGUAGAAAACCAAGACUGAUCUAUAAAAAUUGUAAAUAUUUACAAAAAACAGAAAACUAGCCAAGGUUAACUUUUAUCAGAAUGAAAUUAGUAAACGUAUGUAGAAUUCUGAAAAUGGAAUUGAGUCAGUAAAACCUAAAAUAAUACGAAAAGAUCUGAACCUAUGAUGAAAUUGGCAAACCAACAACAACAAAAUUUCUGACAGCAGUAUGACUCAACAAUGACAGCACAGAUGAAUACAGUAGUUAAAAAUUUACUAUGACAAAUCAGGACAAUGAAGACAGCACAGGUGAAUGUAGUAAGGCUACAUUCAACAAAACACACACAUAGCAAACUUCAUGUGCCAAUCUAUUUAUUCAUAACUAGACAUAUAUCUUACAUCAGCUAUGCUACACAGUGUCACAUAUUCUAUUAUUUGUUUGCCUCUCCAGUCCUUUCUUUAAAAUUCCAUUUGGAAACCUUACCUCCAACUAGACCAGGGGACCACCAACACUCUGGAUUUUGUUACAUGCCAAUGCGGUAUCUGUGAACAGCUGGCAUCAACAAAUCUUCAAUGAAAAUAAUUUACUGCUGUUACAUAGACCUAAAACAUUAAAUAUAACUCAUAAUACAGUAGCACAACCUGUUAGCCAAAAUUCUAAGUUUCAAAAAGCUGAAAACAACUUAAAUGAUUUUAAUUGAAAGAUUAGAUUAUUCAGUAUUUAUAUUUUAAAACCCAUAAGUAAUCCAUAUGUUAAAAACAGCAGCAUAUUUAUUGAAUAUCAUAAAACCAAAAGUAUUGAAAUCAACAUUCUGUACUUCUAAACUGUGGGAGACAUCCCUAAUCAAACUUUAAACUUAUGGUUGUGUAUAUUAAUAUUGUAAACAUUUACCCAAAAUGUGCCAAAAAACUUGCAUAGCGAAAUGAGUUGUGGCCAUUCCUUUCUCCAAUUUAUUUUGAUUUGAGUGCAAACACUAAACUGCCACUAAAUACACAUUUUGGUUUAGGUAAAAUUAUUAAUUCAUUCUUUAACAACAGUGCAGAGCAAACUCUGCGCACUUAAACUGGGUUUAUUACCCAGCAAAAUUAUGUAUAUGAAUAUAUGAAUUAAUGUGACGAAUAAAUUUAAGUGUUAAGAUAAAUGUUAAGACUUAUUACGUUAAAUUUACAAGCAGUUGCACAACAAUUUAGAGUUAUUCCGAGUAUUUCUUCUAAUGCAAAAUGUUUCUAAAUCAUUAUUAAUUAACAAAAGUUUUCCGUGGAUAUGAAUAUCAUUGUAGUGUACAUCAGACUCAAGAUCUCUCUGAUAGUUGUGGAGAACAUAGUUAAACACAAAAUUCUGUAAUUAUAUAUGUGGUAUGUCUAAUACAACUUGGCAGCAAAUCUUUGGAACUCCAAUAUUAUAUCACCGGGGCAGGUGGAAAUAAAUAGUGUUAGGCUUGUAAAGGUGUUUCCUUUACUAUAUUUAUAAUACCUUGUCUAUAAUUUUCAAAGUAAAAAUUCAGCAGUCGAAAUGAAACUGUGUAUUAUUGAUGUGUAACAUCUUAGCUCUCUGUAUAUAGCGUUUUGGUGGGAGUAAUUUCUUUAGUGCAACGGAAAUAUGAAACAGGAAGAAGGGAGAAGCACGCGCCAUUAAAUUGUUCGGUGCGGCCUACAGUUGGUGCCUGUGCUGCAGCAUGUCAGCGAGUGCAAACACUUCUGUGGCGCUUGAACAGAGAAGACAUAGCUGUUUACCAUUCGUUCCGCUAACAGUAGUUUUGAACAGCGUGACAAAAUGCAAUGUGAAUUUUCUGAUACAAUAUGUUGUGAAAUAAAAAUGUAUAAUAUAUAAUAUAAAUUCAAUAAUUUUAUAAGUGUGGUUUUAAAAUGCAUGUUUAUGGUAAUACAUAGUUUGUGAUACGAAUUCAUUCCUGGAAGUUAUUUAUAAGUGAGUAUCAAUAAGAUCUAUAAAUGAUAUGUCAUUUUAAAAUUUUAGUUUCAUUCUUUUUAAUGCUGUAUCAGUUAAUCCUUUUUAAAUUGGUAUAUAAGAAAUUAACAAAUUAAUUAUAUUACAAAUAAUUGCCUUAAUAAUAUAUUCCUGAAUUGAUAAGAUUUUUAAAAUUUUUUAAUUUACAGGGAUGGGUAAACCAAGAGCAAAGUACUUGCAAGAAUACAGGCAGCGUAAGCAUGAGGAAAAAUUUCAAACUGGAGGAGUAGGGCUAAAAAAUGUUUUUUGUUAAUGUACUCGCUCACUUUGUUUUUAUUAUUUAUAACGUAAACCAAACCAGCAAAAGACUUGACUUAGCCACAUUUUUUAAUGUUACAAUUUUUAUAUUGCUAUGAACCUCAACUCAACAUUUAGUGAUAACUGCUACACCUACUAUACUCUCCACGUUUCAAACAUAGUGUACGUUGUUUGGCUUUGAUGGGAGGUGAUGAAGUGAGUGACUUGAGCAGUACACAUUCGUGGCCCCUUGGUUAUUUAACCCAAUAUUAUUAUCAAUUUUCUCAUUUAAAUACAUAACACACACGUGUUCAAGUAUGUUCAUGUAUGUUAUGUUGUAUUUAUUUUUUCCACUCCAUUUUUAUGAUAGUUCAAAAUUUGUUAUUCUAGCUGCUCUCAAUAUGAUAAAGCCUCCUUGGAUCAAAUAUCCAGGCAGCCUCCAGAAUCCCGCAAGAAAGUGUAGGGCGAAACACACAUCAAACUAACAGGCUCAGUUCUAUUACUGAGAGAGCAAGUAAAUGUGGGUGUGUGUAUUCUGAAAACAUAACCCUACAUUAAGUUAGUCAAUAAUCAAUAUAAGAACCAAGUAUAUCUAAUAUAUCAAAUAGAUGUAGAUUAUAACAAACAUAAUUCAACAAAAUUUACCAUAAUCAAACUGUUAACAAUUUGAAAACUGACAGCCUAAUUACACGAGUAAUUAAGUGCAAAUUGAAUUUGCUGAUCACAGACAUUUAAGUACAUAAAUAUUGCUUAUAUGCCCCACGGUAAUUGAUUCGUCAAGGUUGAUGCAAGCAUGUAAGAGAACAAGCAUUAAUGUUUUCAAAAGUACAAUAAAUGCUCACUUUCCUUAAUCACAGGAAAUCACGGAGCGUAAAAUAUUAAGCAUUAAACUCCGGCAAACUCUCCGUGCAUUACCAAGCAUAAGCACUCCUAUUGGCUGACGCGGCUCGUGUGAACGAGUGAAAAUGCCUCAACAUUAACGGAACGGAGUACACAGCCACAAGCAAAUUAAGGGGACACCACACUAAAUGCCAAACUAAUUCUUUCAUCAGUCAAACUAAACUAGAUAUCAAAGAUAUUUCAAACAAAUAACAAUGACAUACCAAAUGCAAAACUCACCUGAGAUACUAACGCCAAACAUGGUUCUAAAUCAAAUGCAAUAACUUACUCAUCGUCAAUCUACUGUUGACACAGAAUUGAAGCCACAUCAAGCACUAAAUGGUGGCAAUUAGAAAAAUGUAUCAGCAAUUGAAAAAUUCAUGGCAAUGUUACAAACAAGAAAAGCAAUAAUUAUAUUGAAGCUUUCUUUAAACAAGUUAUCCAAAGUGACACAACUAAUGACACAACCAUGUUUGCACGCCCGUUCAUGUCACCUGCCCUAAAGACCCAGUCUUUAUCUAACAAAAAAUUAUCAUAUGCAAUAGCUAAAAUUCAGCGGGAGAAUUAACGUCGGGGUAGCACAAAUGUCAUGGGGUCAAGCCUGUAUAUACUAUCGGCCUGCCUUCUUGCGCAGGUGUGACUGCGCAAGAGGGGAGGUUAUGCCAAAAAGCAACUGUGGAGAAGGGAUAGAGGAGGGAAAGGUUCCUGUACCCACAAAUUCAAACUAUUGAAGUUGUAAUAAUUUCAAUGAUUUUAAUUAAAUUCUAUAAAACAUAUUUUAAUGAUAUCUGCUGUGUCAGUCACACCCUAAUUGUUCUCUUUGUUAUAAUAUUAUUUUGAUCACAAUAUUAAACGUUGGUAACCUCACAUACAACGUAUUCAUUUCUUAAUGGUAUCUGUGCAAAACCUUGUAUCACUAGUAAUAAUGCUUUGCACAAGUAUUCCCACAAGUUUCCAUUUGCAGCACAAGAAUGGCUACAGGAUAAGCUUGCAUUAUGUAUAUGCUUUAAGUAGAUCUUGUUUAAAGCCAGCUUAAUGUAUUCUACUUUUAUCAAUCUAUUAAGAAUCUUAAAAUAUAAUAUUUAUACUGUUCAAAACUACUUUCAAAAAUUUACUAAAUGUUUCUAUGCUGCUCCAUUAUUUCCUUUAAAUGUUUUAGCUGUGAAAUGUUUAAAAAUGCUUUUCCUUGCUAUCAAACUCCAAAUAUAUUCCACGUAUAUCAUAUAUAAUUUUUUUAUGAUGCCUCAACUAUUUAGAAUAAGGUAGUUUCACGUUAAUUUAGAAAAAUGUUCAUUUUUAAUGCCCAUUUGUACCUUUCCAGAUUUUUUUUUGUAUUGUAAAGUAUUGUAUCAAAUAGAAUUAGUCAAUCUUUUUUUUUUGCCAUGUCACUCAUGGCAUAAAUUUUUUCUGUUUACACCUUAGGACUAUGUUUUAAUUUGUUCGGAUCAAGUUCUGAUUAAAUAACGUCAUGGUUCGUAACAUUUUUCCGUAUGUAAAAUUUUUUUUUUACCAAAAAUUAUCUUAAGCACAAGAAUAAUUCAAAUUACUGGGCUAAUAAAAACAUGUUAAAAACAAAUAUGGUAAUCAUUCUAGACAGAUUUGAGGUUAUGUUAUGGAAGGCAAAUGUUUUAUUACAAUAUUCCUGAAAAUAAAUUUGCAGGUUCUUGGCUGAUUUGCGGUUGUGUUACUACUUCAAAUAUAUUUUUUUUAUCAUUACUAAAAACUAAAAUUAAUUUAACUUUCCAAUGUACUACAGAAAUAUGUAUAAUAUAACUGAUACAUUCCGUGGACAUGCACAGGCUGUACAGUUAUAUUUUUAAAGAAUGUGAAUAUUUAGAGCUUAUGAAUUUUUCAUAGUGGUUUACCUACCAAACAUGUAUUCUGUUGUGAAUAUAAUAUUAAAAUAUAGAACAUAUUCUAUAUUUAAUCAAGAGCAAAAUUUAACGUGCGGUAUGGAACAUUUGGUAUACGAGCGUAACAUCAUGCAAAAAAUGAGGCACUCUGUGCUUUGGCAUUUAGCAUUAUUUAUUGUUUGCUACAUUUAGCAUGGAACAAUUUACUUUGUGGAAAAUAUUUGAAACUCUUCCUUGCUUUUAAUGUUGAAUAUAAACUGUUGUUUAAACAUGUGGUUUGUGUACUAAAUUUGAAGUCCGGUAAUAAUUAACAUGUAGAAUGCAGGUGUUCAAGAAGUAAGACAAGUAAAUCCCAGUGUUAGCACAUAACUCACCUUCUCUCAGCUUGUAAUACUUUAUCCACUUGUUGAUUUUUAACUAUGUAUGUAGGAGGAAAAACAUGGGUUCAUAAAACUUUAUUGUAACACAUUAAAAUGUGUCCAUUCAGCAAGUGAAUGGAAUGCCCUAGCAUACAUUGGUUUUUUCUAUAUAACUGGUAAAGCAGUGGUUACAAAAUUUUUGUAGUGUUAUUUGUAUGUGUAUAUGUGUAUGUAUGUGUGUAUAUAUACAUACACACACGUGUGUAUAUAUACACACACACACACACACACACACACACACACAUGUGUGUAUUUUUAUCUUUUUUCCUCAGUAAUAGGUUGAAAUAAUUUUUAUCGACCACUUCAUUAUUUAAUUAUGUAAAAUAUUGAAAAUUAUUAUGGUCUUGAUGUUUGUUGAUAGUUUGACUUGCCCAUUGGAAAAAGCUUGUUCUCUUAAUCACUUGAAACUGUGUUUCUAUAUUCAGAUGUUUUAUUUGGAAUAUAUUCAAUGCAAUAGAGCGAUGAGUAAGAAUGAAAUCAAAAUGCUUCAUAAUAAACUUUCAAGUAAGUGAUCAGGAAAGUUGUAUUAGAUGCCAAAAGUUUUACAUAUAGUAUGUUUUUUGUUAAUGAAUCAGUUUUAAUUAGGAGUGAAAAAUGAUGGUAGUUUAUUUAAAUUAUUUAUUUUUGAUAAAGAUAAAAACCAGUAUACACAAUAUUUUAAUUGCAGGUAGGUAAUAUUAUUCAAAUUACCAAAAUGUUUAUGUUGGUAGAGCCAUUCUAAUUUCAUAAUUUAUAAAUCAGUGAACACUGGAGAAUGUUUUUCAGUUAUAUUCCUUUUGCCCCUUUAUUUUAUGACCUUGUGUUCUAGCUGUUGUUUUAGGCCAUUAGUAGUAAAAUUAGCUAUGCUUUUUCUCGGGGUUCUUUUUGUUAUACAUAUAUGUAAUAAUAUAUUUACAAUAUAUUUAAUAUUUAUUGGGCUGUGGCAUAUUUCUUUCUAUUGGAAACAAGCAGUUACUUUACUAGUUUAGUGAAACAACUGCUAGCAGUCACAUAACAGAUUCAUACUAGAAGUCUGUUUUCUUUUAUUUUGCUAUAGUAAAAUACAAUUUUAACCAGUUGUAGCAAUGGAAUUUUUAAAAUCAAAUCUUUAAAUAAGAUCCUCUAUUAGUUUACUUCUCAAAUAAACAAUGAAUGAUCAUCUGACAACACCAAAGUUUCCCUACAUUCAUAAGAAAUGGAAACUGGCAAAUCUCACUUGUAAUGCACUCAUCGUGAAAGCAUCUUCAAAAUCAUAAAAGACUGUAUUUUUUUGCUAACAUUGUGGUAAACAGGUUACUACGAUGUCUACAGGCAACGAAAGUCACGAAAAGUAAGGAAACUGGAGGACUGGUCAGGGAAGUCUUUUAAUUAACAGUAACAGCACUGGAAGUCUUUUAACUCUAUUUACAGUAGCCUUUCGAUAGCCUGAAUUUGGUUUUCUGACACCUCACUUCAGUUUAUAGUUGCACAUAAAAUGUAAAUAGUUGGAGACUUUCCAAUUAAAUCAAAUGGAAAUCACUCUGAAAAGGUUUUAACUUUCUAGCAUUAAAAUUAUCAUGUUUCUGUGAAUAAUACAUCUGUUUUUUUUUGUUUAGUUUGGCUUAUUAUGUAUAAAAAUGACCCUGUUAUACAAAAAUGUUGUCAAGAAUUUUUAUUUAAAAGUCCUGAAAAAGCCCUGAGAUUGGUUCACCAGGUAUUUGUAUCUUAUAGACAGCGUAAUUACACUAAUCCGUGUAACAUUUUCCACAAUGGUGGUUUAAGAUUAUUGGAAAGCAUAUUGGAUCAAAGUGUUCAACUUUAUUUUGAAAUUGUUAUGCCAGAAAGUACAUCAAGCACAUUUUUAUUUAUAUGUAACCAUGUUAUGAAAGUAACAAAUCAGAUUACAAGUAAAGAUGAUUGCAAGCUUUUGAAGCCUUUUUUUUAAGGGCUUUCUUCUCUUAUUGUGUUGAAGCUGCACAAUGGUGUUGAAGUUAACUUCAACACAAUGAUGCUACGUCAUCCUGAAAGCCAAGGUAGCCGAUGAUAAUAGUUUAGUUAAAUAUGUUAAUUGGUAUUUUAUUAAAAUUCUACUUGAGUUUGUGUUGAGUUAUGUAGGACUUAUCUUGACUGUGUAACAUUAACUAACAUUUAGUUAAUGUGAUUGUUAAAAUGUUGAUCAAUGGUGCAGUCUGUCUGCUAAGUGUGACCAGGUAGUUGUAAGAUAUUGAUAAAAGUAUAAAUAAUAUACGGGACAUCUCUUAAGUAUUUUGAAUUAUUUAUAUUUUGGUUUCACAUUUUUGUCUGUGUGAUUGAUUAUCUAUGAAUUUCUGUUUAAAAAUAGAAAUGUUUUCUGAUGGCCUGUAAUUUUUCACUAUACCUACUGUUUUGAUAUGGCUAGUGGAGUGAGGAACCAGAAAUAUACUGUUCGAGAGAAGUUGGAAAUGUCUAAUUUGUUUUAUAAAUAAUUUUGAAGCAAGCAAGUUCAGUGUCUACCUCUUCUUAAUGAGCUCUGUCACAUAGUAAUGGCAGAGUUAAGCUACAGAAAAGUAUUUAUGAGAAAUUUCUCAAUAUUGCUGUAGGCUCUUUUAAUGAAAUGUCAAUAUUGUUUUACUUUCAUAUAAAUAUGACUAUUUUGACAACCACUUAAAAAUAUUUCAAGAAAAGUCAUGAGAGGAUGCUUGCUUUUCAAUUUUUUUUUCAUAAUGAAACUAUGUGUAGCUUUAAUAAAUUCACUGUUCUUUAGAUCUUCACAUACAUAAAAAUUUUAUUUAUCAGUACAACUUUCAUGAAGUGUGUGUUUCAGAGAAAUAGUUUUAUUUUACUGUGCAAUUGUGUGGACUGGUGGAUUUAUAUCCUAACAUUAAAAUUUUUAUGCAGUAUUUGAAGUUUUAUGGCCUUAAAUAUUAUUUAAAAUAAAACUCAAACAAUGAAAAUAAUUUACUUAUCAUUUUUAGUCUUGUGUUUAAAGUCUGUGGGCUUUAUACAGUGAUUACAUCAAAGCUUAUUUAAUGUUUUGUACUAAUGUGAAACCAUCUUAUUAGACAGGCUUUUUUUUAAUGGGCCAUUCUAGUGCAAUUCCACAUUUGGACAUCCUAAGUCAUCAAGCAAUACACACCAUGAACAUUUAAUUAUUAAUAUUUAACAUUCAAAAUAAUAUAUUUUUGAGCAUUGUAUCACAUUAACACAACUGUAAAAUCAUUUUGGUAGGUAUUAGUGUGAUAGAAGGUCUUUUUUCAUGUGUACGUCUCAUUCCAGUUUCAUCUGAUCAUAUUUUCUUUCUAUUGAGUAAAUGUGCAUCCUGUCAUGUAAUAAUUUCCUGUAUUUUACUUAUUUUCCUGAACACUCAAUAAAUUAUUUAUGCAAAUUAACUUUUUUAUCUGCACAGGGUUAAGUGGUUAACUUCAAACUAAUUGAAUGCAGGUUCAAGAGCUAUCCAGCCUGCAUUCUAUUAUUACUUAAACUUGUUGGGGAUUGGCAAAGUUAUUAUUUCAUAGGUGCUACUUUUAACCAAAAUUCACUUUUUCAAAAAACUCUAAAAUUUCCUAUGUCAUAAUUAUAUAGCUAGAUAAAUUUUUUUGGAAAUUGAAUUCACCAGUUAUUGUAAAAAUUCAAUGCUAUACAGUAAGGCAGUAAACAACUUUUUAUGUAAUUAGUGUUAUGCAAAUUAUUUGAAGAAAAUAAUUCAGAGCUUAAGACAGUUACUAUGUGUCAAAGAGUUUUCCUAAAAUUCAAUAAAUUCAUCAAAAAAAUCACAUAACUCUUAAAUACUUUAUAUACAAAUGGACUACUGGCAAGCACGAAGAAAUUUAAUCAAAAUUUAAUUUUAAGAUCUAACGAGAAAAACAUAUUUUCAGCAAGUAUUGCAGCUUUAUAAAAUAUUCAUUAAAAUGCAUAAUAAUUUUUUUAUAUAGCAUACUUUUUCAGUUUUUUCCAGAUACCGUGGUUUAGGCUUUGGGGUCGUCCAUUAAUCACGUGAUGUUUUUUUAGCAAAUUUUUAACCCCCCCUCCCCCCUAGUGAUUUGUGGUGAGGUUUCAGACUACCCCCCCCCCCCCCUCCAAUAAAUCACGUGUAUUUUUUUGGUACAAAAUAUUUUUAAAAAUUUCAGAAUGUUAUCUUUAAAUAUAGGUAUAAUCUAAUUUAAUUCUGGAAAAUUAAGCACAGUGAUAAAAAUGUCCAGACACACAUUAAGGUUGCAGGUUUAUUCUCACUGGCAUAAAAAUAAUAAAGGAAAAGCUUAUAUGUGAUUUACGCAUGUAUUCGGCGCCAAAAUCACAGUAUUACUGGAGACUGGCAAGCCGAGCCGGGUGGUUCAUGUUGCGGCGGGCGGGGAUAUUGUUGCCUGGCUACGGCGAGUCAAGGUCACGCGUCCCUUUUCGGUUUGGUAGAAAUUGCGCGAAAAAAUAAAUACACGUGAUAUCUCUCUACACCCCCCCUCCCCCCUUGUGAUAUUUUGUGAUUUUUCCCGACAAACCCCCCCCCCCCCCCCCCCCCCCUUACGAACCUCAUGUGAUUAAUGGACGAUCCCUUUACAGAAAUGCUAGAGUUUGUCAAUUAAUGUUACCCAAAAUAAUCUGUUAAUGUAAAGUUCUAAGACUACCAAGUAUAAUAGAAACCACUUGAGUAUAGAUUAAUAAAAUUUUUAAUUUAUUUUGUGUUGACUUUUUAAAUUAUUCUUAUAGAGAACUAAAGGAAUUUUUUCACUGUGUACUUAUUGUGCAAUAAAUAAUAUAUAUAUUUUGUAAUGUAGGCUAUGUAAUUUAGGGUCUUAAUAAAUUGCCACCAUAUACUAAUCAGGUUUGACCAUAAUGAAAAUAUUUUUACUAGAAUUUGUUAAACUCGUAUAAUAUGUAUCUUUGAUUGAACAUUUUUUUAUUUAUAACAAAAUACUGAUUGCAUUAACAUUUCUGUUCACAAGAAAGUGAGCUAAAAAGUAGGGGGUUGUUAUAAUGUCCCUGCUGUGCUUGUCAUGGUGCAUUAUAUGUUCAAGUCUUGUAAGUGUUAAAUGCUUUGACGUAACUAUCCAAAGAUCACAAACUAAUAAAUAACAUUAUUAAAAAUGAACCCUAAGUGUAAAUUAAAAUAAAUAUGCAGCAUGUUAAUGAGAUUAAAAAAAAUCAAGAAAUUAGUUCAACUGUGCCAAAAAUUGUUGGAUAUUGUUCUUUUAAUGGGGAACAUGCAUAUUGGGUAUUCCAUUGAAACACAAUCAGUGUUUACAAUUACAAACAAGUUCGUGCUUAAGAGACCUAAAACAUGGCAUAUGAACAGAAAAAUAUGUUAAAAAAUUUAUAAAUAUCAGGGUAUUUGACUAUACCGUAAAAGCUAUGUGAAAGGCUUAAUGUGUCUGGACAAUAUCAAGACCAUAUUCUGUACAUUGUUUGCCCAAAUUUUAUUUUGUGUAACAGGUAUUACAGGCAUGAGUCAACUUGCAGAAAUAGAUUGUUUCAACGAUUUAAGAGUCUAUUAUGUGAAAUGAUUGCAGUUGUGGUGAAUUUGAGCUAGAUACUUUUGUGUGUGUUAUAACCUUUUAACUUAAAGAAUUUAAUUUAAUUUUUUUUUAUUAAGACUUCUUUAAUAUUGCAUUUUCAUUAGUUAAAUUAUGUUUUAACAGAAGUUAUUAUUAAAUGUCUCGCAUGAUGUAGAAUUUUCAACAAGAGGUUUUAAAUAUCAGCAUGAUUCAAUAAUGGCUGUGUGGCUGUACAUAAUUUACCGUAAAUAUAUUAUUUGUUUCGAUUCAUGCAUGUAUUAUAAAAAUAUUUUUUUGUAUGGUUGUGUUAUAGUUUACGAAAAAAAAGUCAAUGUUUUGUCAGUUUGUUGAUCUGACUUUACUACCUAACUUUAGAGGUCAAGCUGGACACAUUUGAAGUAGGCCUAAGUUGCCAGAUCAAGUCCAUAAGGACAGAUUAACUGGACACAAGUAUUCAAAAAUAUAGGUAGUUUUUUAUUUAUUGCAAUCAGGCCUACAUGUUCUGCAUAAAAUGUUAACUUUUCAACUAGAAAAAAGUAUCUCGAACCACCCUACUACUUUUAGUGACUGCACUUAUUUUCAUAGUGUAAGCCUUUUUGUAUUGUUACAUAUGGGAAAAACAGGUAUGGAAGGAAUGCCCAUUUAAUUAAAUAAAGUUUUAUUUAUAAGCUAAUAUUUACACUAUUAAUUAAAUUACAAUGAUUUAAGUGUCUGUCUACAAAUUAAUCACCCUUCCGUAAAUUCACUAUAUACUCUCCCCACUAUUUACUCGUCUCGACAGUGGCUCUCUCUACUGCUCAUCUCUUACCGCGCAUCUCGGACCCAACACACUAAUUUGCAUUACUCGCAUGUUUGCUGCACACUCAAUUCCGUCCCGGGUGCUUCGGUUGCCGAUAAUCCGAUCUUCGCGCAAGAAGCCCGUCGCUUGUCGUCCGUUCAUCGCUCUCCAAGGGGUCAUGUUCCCUCUGCACUUCACUCACUCUCACCAGUCUCGUACUCACUCAGUGUCGCCACCAGCCUCUUUCACUCUCUCCUGCAGGUGAUCAGCAUUUUCUUAAAUACCUGAGAAGUUCCACCCUGGAAAAGAUUCGUAGCCCUCCAAAGUGUCGCAUUGUCAGAAUCCCUGAAACACUUGAAUCUGUGAGAACAAUGCCAUCCUAGUUAUGCCACUUCACGCAGACGGAGCUCUGGGAAAGUGCCGAACUCUUGAGAGGUAGUAAGCCGUGCCUAAUCAGAUUACCAUAUAGCAGAGUGACGAGCAUUACUUGUGUCCGGGAGAUGGGGCCACCCUGAGCCAGCGUGCCGGGCUGACUUUCGCUAGCUGCAUUGUAGCAGUUUGUAAAUGAAAACCAACUGCAUAAAAAUGCUUAUAUUAAAAUAAUUUAUGAUAGUAAUGUUAUGAUAAUGGUUAAAAGUCACUGCGUGACUGUGUACCCACUGAUUUGUAAUUUUUUUUAGUUCCUUUCAGAAACAAAUAACUUAAAAUGGCUAAGCAUGAAUUUUUCUACACAUGGGCUUUAAACAUUAUAUUGAAGAUUUGGUUUUGAUGAUGUGCUGAUACAAUUAGUGUGUUUAUAUGUUAUCGGGCAUAUUAACAUCCCCGAUUUUAUGCCAUUCUGCUAAUUGGUGACAGUAAACAAACUACAUUUUAACUAUUCUGCAGUUAAAAAACAACACACUCAUUCCUCACCCAGGAUUCAAACCCAGAACUCUUUGCGCCGAAGUUGGUGCUUAAACCAACUGCGUUACAGGGUCGGCAAUAUUAGUGUUUUGUACCGUUCUUGCCGUGACUACAUGAUAGACUAGUUGAGCGUAGAGCUCUGCUGUGCCACACAAUAUCACAAUGCUGCCAUGUUGAGUUUCUGCCGGAAUUUGAAGCUGAAUGCUAAUUUGUAACUGUAAAAACUAGGAAAUGCAAAAUGCAAAAUGUAUUUCAUGAGAUGAAGAAAAAAGAGUUGUGCAUGUUCCCCAUUGCCUUGUAACUGUUGGGAAUAGAAACUGCAUAUUUUUAUUUUUUACUGAAUAUGUAUGUCUUGUUAAUACAGGGCUUUGGUAAAAUCAACCACAUUGUGAUAAUGCCAUGAUAAACAGGUAGGCAGUAUGUAUUAAGUAUACUUAAUGUAAUAUAAAGUAAUCCACCUUUGUAUUGAUAGAAACAAAAUAUGAAAAUCUUAACAAUAGCAAUAAUUCUGUAUAUGCUACUUAUUACAUUAAUUUUACUUGUAAUUUUUUUUUCUUUUUUGAUAAAAUCUUUGCAACCAUCUAUUUUAUAGGGUGCUUGCUGUUUAAGUUUUCUGUUGAUUGUUAAGAUUGUAAUUAGGUGCUUAAGGACUAGACUAUAGUAAUACCUAUUUUCAGUGCCUAGUUUUUAACUUUAUUGUUGACAAUUUAGGUGUGUGUAGUAAUGAUAGAAUGUGUGAUCAGCACUACUUAAGUAUUCUCUAAAUAUCCUGUUUACUUUCAAAAAUAACUAUUAAAUUAAUAACUUUUUACUGUGUAUCAUUUGUGACACUUAGAACCAAAGAUAAUUGCUUCAGUGGUAACCAAACCAAAAAAAAAUUUGCAAGGACCUUUUGCAAGAUAGUAGUAAUAUGUAUAGUUUGUGUGGUUAAUGUGUUUAGUGAAAAGUGGGGAAACCUUAUGUAGGCAUAAAGCUUGCUAACAACUUUGAUUUGCAAAUCACUUCAAAACUUUUUGUAUAAUUCAAAACUAAAAAUGGAUUUGUGUGUGUGCAUGUGAACUAAAACAAAAAAGUUUUAACCAUUGUGUUGUUGACACAUUUGAAAUGCCCCAUACAUAAAUGUUACAUACAUACAUGUGACUAGUGCAGGAGUGUAAUCAGUUUUAUAGUACACGUGUGUGUUAUUUAACAUGAAGUCAAUAAAACAUUUUCUGGCUAAGCUUAAUCCAACAGCAUGCAUGUUUCUAUGCUGUUACCUUUUAGGUAAAUGUUAAACAUUAUACAUAAUUAAACACAACAGUACAAUUUUCUGCACAAAAUGAUUUUGAUAUCAGCUGACUGAAACAUUAAGCCAAUUAUGAUGUUUCUCAAAUUUUACUCUACACUGCAGUCUCUCAUUUCUUGGUUGAGUGUAAUGUAAGAUAUUUAUACAAUUUGUUGCUACAACCAGAUAUGUUUUUACUGAAAAUGUUUGCAUUUUAGUAGUCUAAAAAAUACAUAAAGAAAUUAUGAAAAAUUAUAGAACAGAACUGUGGAAACUUGUGAUCAGAAGUUAAAAUUCCUAUAAUUUAACAUUGAAAUCCAGUGUUGCUGUUGGUUGUGAUAUUUUAUAUAAUAUUAAGAAUAUUUGUCCCUGUAGUCUACAAAAAUCAAUUAAGGUUUUUAAAAUAUUGAAAUUAUAGAAUGUAGUUAUUAGUUGGCUAGGUAUUUGCAAGCAGCAAGGAUGUGUGAUCAUUUUCCUUCAAAUAGUUAAAUAGUGACUUUAAAUAUUAAAUUAUAAGCUGAUCAUAAUCAAUAAUCAUGUUUAUGUUUUUCCAGUAUUAACAUGCAAACGUUUUCCCGUGACCAUCACACAUCAAGCAAACGGGAAAUUGUCCUGGAAAUAUUCUUUAAUUAUGGUUAAUAGAUGUUAUUAUUAAAACUUUUUUUCUUGUUUUUUACUUAUGGAUAGAGACUCAUCAACAUCUCAUUUUUUUGGCUGAAAUUAACUGUUUCAUUAAGUGAAUAUUCUGUUAUUUUAAUUUUAAAUAGCUGUCUUUCUGAUUAUGAAAGUUGUAUUUCUAGUAAAAUAAUAUACUUCUGCAAAAGCUUGUCACUACUAACUGGUAUGUGGACUGUGAAUAACAUGCUCCAUUAGACUGCGUACCAGAAUUUCAUUUUUAUUGGACUGUGUAAAAGUUGGAAUUGUUUUUUAUAUUCUGUUUAAUGGAUCAUCACUGCUUUAUAUUGAAUUUAUGAAAGUAUUACAUAUACUAUUAGUUAUUUCAAGGAAAGUUUCCUCUAUUAAAAAAUAAGUGUAAGUACGGUAAUGCAGAACUGAUUCAAUAGGUCUGUGAUAAAAAAAAAUUAAUGUAAUUUAACAAUGCAGUAAUGCAAGGGCUCAUUUGGUGGAAAUCUGUAGGAAAUUAUAAAUACCUACUUAGGAAUAAUAAUGCAUUUAUAUUUUUGUGGCCAUAUUUGGAAGUUUAGUCAUAAACAUUUUACUGUUAUAACACUUUUGUUGGUUAAUUGUUUUAGCUUACAAAUAACUAUAAAUAUUUCACAUUAAAGUUAUUGAAGGAAUUUGAUAUUUAGUUCCUUAACACUUCAGAUAUCAAUAUUUAAAUCUUUUUGUUGUCAUCUGAAUGCCGAACAUUAACCAUUAUAACUAAUAAUUAUUUGCAUACGGUAAUGAAUUUACAACAGUGUAAUAGGUUUUGGUUAGCAAAUGUUAAUAACCAAAUUAUCAACUGUUACUAAUAUCACUUAUUGUUCCUUAUUAUUUUACUGCAGUAUCCUAUACCAGUAUUUGCAACUUGAUAACAUUUAAUUUUUAAAUUAUAUUACAUAUGUUUAGUUACCAGCCAAACAGAUCAAGAGUCCUUUAAAGUUUGAUACCAUACAUAACAAAAUGCAUCCUUGUAAUACUAGACAUAAAAACAACACUGUGAUUCACAGGACAGAUAAUGUUACUCAUGUAAUGAGGGUGAGUUUGAUCCCAAGCCCCGUUAAGACUCAAAAUUGUGAGCACUAUUCUAAUAUUGGAUUAUAUUUACCUUUACCGUGUCACUUUAAGUUGCUAUCAGGGGUCCACUACUACGUAGGAUUGUUGUCGUGCAAGAAUUAUUGUCAAAUAAAUUAAUAUUUUUACUGAAAGCUGCAAUUUUAUGAGUGCCUGAUAGGUUAGCAACAUUGGUAAUGUUUUCACUUAGUCUGUAUUUUAAACUGCAAUGUGGUACUUCUGUUUGUGAUGGUAGUCUGCAAAGUUUGAUAGUUAUAUGUUUGAAUAUGAACAAAAUUACUAAAAGAAUGGAAUUGAAUCUUGUUAUACACUUUCCAACAGUAGAAUUAUAGAGCCACUGCAAAGUCCUGUGGUUGCAUACAUCAUGAUCAACAAAUGGCCUCCAGCUUACGUCCAUGCAUUUAGAAGUCACAGCGAGUGCACUUAAUACUUCUGCUGGUGUUGCCCUUCUUGUUUCUGUGCACAUCUAAAUAAGAUCACCUAAAGGUUAGACCCUAUAGCCCUGCAAAUUUUUUUCCAUAAAAGAUCCAAUCAUAGGAAUGAUUUUAGUUUUCGUUUAUACACUCAGAGUGACACUAUUGAAACUGAUUAUACAUUUUUACUAGAACAAACAGUGCAGGAAGUGAUUUCUUCUAUUAUCCAUGCUAUUGCGUUGAAGCUGUUUCCUAAUAUGGAAAUGCAGUAUAAGUGAAGACAGAGUAUACGUAUUCUUACACUACAGGGUGCAGCGAGCCAAACCAUUUACAAUCACUUGGCUUAGGAUAGCCACUGUCUGAGAUGGGAAGCAGUCAGUAGAGCGAAAGUUAUUCAACUGAAAUGUGGGAGGAAAGACUGUGGGUCAAAUGACUGUCUGUCAAAUUACUUUUUGGUUAAAUGACUGUUGGUCUAGUGCCUGUCAUUAAACUGCCUGUUGCCAGAGUUAGGACAUUUUCCAGCGAGGUAUUUGGGUUGUCAGUGAAAUAAUUUUUGGUAAAAUAACAGUCGAUAAAACAACUGUCUGUCAAAUGCCUGUCUGUAAAACAACUGUUAGUCAAAUGACUGUCGGUAAAAUCAACUAUUGGUCAAAUGACUGUAAAACAACUGUCGGUCAAAUGACUUUUCAGCUAAACGUCUUUUCGCAAAAUGACUGUCUGUAUAAUAACUUUCAGUCUACUGCUUGUCAAUUAAAUUACUUUCGGUGAAACAACUGUCAGUGUACUUCUGUCGGUCAAAUGACAUUGGGUCUACUGCAGCAGCCCCUCUAGUUAACUCGGCCCUUCCUAGAUUGCUACACAAGUCUGUUCUCUUGGCGAGGCUAUUAUAUAGUGAGUUUAAACAGAGUAUCCUAUUGAAGGCUAAGUAUUUUUAAACAAACUUUACAAAUGUGUUUUUAGCUAUAGCUUGCUAUAAAAUUACUCCCAACAUGUGGGAAUCAUGUGUGUUCACAACCACACAAAAUUUUACUCUGACUUCGCCUGGGAUUCAUCAUUUUAUAGAUAAAAUAUGAGGACUUUUUCAUAUUUGAACAUCUAUGUACUGAAACAAGACACUAAAAGGAAUUUGAAAGUGUUCAGAUUAGUUAGAAUAUGAUAUAAGUAACGUGAUUAUAGGUGACAUGACCAAACUUAAUUCGAAACAAUACUUUUUUUUUUUCAUUUUUACUUACGUCACCCAGUGAUCUACAAGCAUGUCAGCAGCCGCAUGCUGGCCUAGCCUGCAGCUAGCUGCACGAUCACAAGCCUACUGAGCUUCGAUAAAAAAACCUCUGUUUUGCUGUGCGAUGGUCCAAACCCACACGAUAGCAGCAGUUAACUAUACCACUACUUCUAAUGCAGUACAUGUUAGAGCCUGCGAAUCUUGAACAAAUAAACCAUCUUCAACCAUUUAAAUUGGGUGUUUGUACUUUCCACUUGAAAAUUUUACUACUCUACAGCUGAGUAUCUGAAUACAAAUUAAAUGUCUUUCCAUAAAACCUUGUUUGUUAAAGUUCUUGAAAUUUCUCUAUUUUCCCAAAAAUUAAUGUAAUGUUUAUAGUACACUUAGUAAUUACCAUAUUAUUCUACAAUCUCUAUCGUAUCUGUAUUACUGUUUUAGCUAUAUGUCUUUAACUGAUAUUUUAAUGUGUUUGAUACCAUCGUGAGAAAUAGAGGAAAAUAAACUAAAUUAAUAAUCUGAGAACCAUACAAACUGAGUAAGUAGUCAGAUGCACUGGCCACUCAGCUAAGAAGCUAAGAAGAUACAGUAAGUCCUCGGUUUACGUCGGGGUUACGUUCCUGAAAACCACGACGUAAAUAGAAACGACGCAAAAUGAGCCAUGUUUCAUGCCACCGGCCGGCCACGGCCCAAGGUCGGCUGGAAGCGCUGGCAUACAGAUGUGACAAUGGGCAAUUUUAUCAGCAAAUGACAACCGACAGCGUGGGAAACAAGUCCAACUAGUACUUCUCAGCUUUAUAGAAUGGUUAUUUAACCAGCUGCUUUAUUACCUUUAUUGAUUGAAAUAUAAAAACAGAUAUAUAGUACAUACUGUACGUAAUAUAAACGCAUAAUGCAUUCAAAGUGUAAGGAUACAAAGUGGUUUAGCGCUACACAGAUUUUACUUUGAGUCAUUCGUGGGAGAAAACAACUUUUCUUUUGGAGGCUGGUAAGAACAAAGUCAAAAGAAAUGCAUACAUACAAUAAAAGUACUAUAAGUAUGACAAACAUUGAGAGCCCUUGAUUUAAAAUAAUCACAUGAAGUAAUAAACACCUAAAAGAGGUUAUACAAUAGCGCGGCGCAAUUCUUACAAUUUACGUACGGGAAUAAUUCUAAUAAAAAUCAAUGUAAAAUAUUUUUCAUGAGAAACACUACUUUAAAUUUACGUCGCAAACAAUAUAAAUUAUAUCAUUUUACGUAACAUUUUAAAUGAAAAAGCUCUGAAUACACUACACAUUGUGAAUAGAAUUCCAAAAAGGAUGACGUGACAAGUUUGUCAAUUUAUUCCGAGUCACUUUGAACAUUUUCCGAUUCCUUUCCUACACACAUGGAAGCUGUCGCCGCCUUUGAUGGUAGUAUUGCAUCACCGCGCUGAGAGCAGCGGAGAGCAGGAAUCGUCCCUCAUGAUGUAUGAUAAGAUAAGGCGGUGAACGUGUAGCUUACGCUACAUAGCAUAAAUUAACUACCGAAGAAACAAAGAAUUAUAAACAAAUUAUAUACAGUGUUUGGGUUAAAAUAAAGAUUUACGGUCAUUGUAAACGACGUUAUUGUGAAUCGGCGACAACUUAAAUUGAAACAUGAGUACUCAAACACUAGCGACGUUAAUCCGAAACGACGUAAAUCGGUGCGAUGUAAAUAGAGGACUUACUGUAACAUCUUUCCCGCCUGUCUAACUAACAGUCACAGCAAUCUGGAAGUUGUGAAAUAAAGGGCAUUGACGUAAUCACAAAGUGUAGGCUUGCACCCAAUCCCACUCGUACUGAGGUAACUAUAGUAUGAGCAUUAGAAAUUAUAUAUUUAAUACACUUAACUAUUUUGAAAUUUAAAAAAUGAUCAAAAUUUGGUUACAUAACUUUUGUCACAGAAAUAUAUUUUGCAGCACAAUGUAUACAGAUGUGUGUGUAUAUCAUACUCAGUGUAAAGAAGAAUUUUUUUUAGGGUAACUCAAAUACAAAAAAAUAAUGUUUUAUUUCAGAAAUUUAAAGAACUAGUACAGUAAAAUUUUGAUAAUCCAGCAAGUUCGGGACUUUGCUGUUUACGGAUUACAAAAAAUGCCAGAUCAACGGAUGGUAUAUCCCUUCAUCAAUAAAUGCUAAGUUGUAGAGAAAAUAAGUCUGCCAUUUGGUGUUUGGCUGCAAAAAUUCUUCAGCAGGAACAUGAGGAUGAUCAUUUCAACAUAAACACAGGUCAAAACUAAAUUUUUCUUUCAACCUAUUUCCAGGCACUUUCGACUGCCACUUAAGUGCUUACUGUAAAAGAGUUUUUCAACCUUAGCUAAAAAAAUUAGGUUCUUAUUUUAAGUUCACUUAGUUGGUUUAAGCCCGUACAUUCCUAGUUGGUGCCGGACCAUCGGAUUUUCCGGACCGUUGGAUUCCGGACCGUCGGAAGUCUACUGUACAUGAAAACUGAAUGGGAGCUGGUACUUUUUUUUUAAAAUCAGAUGUAGGCAGUAAUUUUUGUCUUAUUUUGAAUGUCAAGUUUGCAAAAUUUGAUCAAGAAGUACCAAAAUUCCACUUUAAAAGGUGGGAAAGAGUGAUGGAGGUCAAAAAUAACAUUUGUUACCUACCUAUUGUAAAAUAAACAAACCAAUGGACUGAGCUAUGUUUUAAAAUUUAUUAUAACAAAUAACUAGUAUAAAUAUAAUUUUUUUCAAAUUAUAGUCUUUAAAAUGCAAAAAUUAGUUUUUUAAAAACUUAAAUGUAUUGUUCAGUGGUGGGAUUUGAAUCCAGAAUCUUGUAAUUUGACACCAUAUAUUUAACUACUGAGAGGCACUAAAAAUUGCAGAGAUACUGGGUUGUCAUGUUGUGAUCCCAGAAUUACAACAUAUUUUUAAAUUUGUAUAUCUUCUUAUGACUAUUUAAGUUCAUAAAAAUAGAUAUUCCAGGAUAGUUUUGCUACCACAAAGAUUUAUUUGGUUCACUUACACACUCUGUGCAUUGCCUGAUGUUAACAAAAGAGAAUAUAUACAGUUUAAUGUUUCCACACGCCUGGACGAUGUCCGCUCGUGGGUGUAGCAGAAAUGCACAUGCACAUUAGACUUCAUAUAAUUAAACUUCCGCUCAUGGUGCAUGUACACUUCAUUGCAUUUAUGUUGCAUACUAAAAUUACACCCUCCGUGCACAUGAAAAAGAUGCUGAAACAGGGUUAACUGUUGUAAUAUAUACAAAUAAUAAAAAGCUAUCCAGACACUGAAACGGAGUUACCCCUUAAGCAAAAAACUACGUAGAGCUAUGUAUCUUAUGCCAACUGUUUUUUUAUUUAUCUCUCUCCAUAAAAUAAUGCCAAUUUUUUAAGGGUUGUAUCUAAGGAUUCAGGAGGUUUUGGAAUCCAAGCUGAUCGAUUCUUUCACUAUAGAAGAAAUUAAAAAUUGCAAGUAUUGUAUAAUUUUAAUAGGGCCUAUCAAUCAAUGCAUCAAUGUCUUUGAAAGGAUUUUGAUUUCAUGUGAAUAAUCAAAAGUUUUUAGGGAAAUCAUGAUUUUUUUUAAUAUUAGAUAUUUUUUCUUUUAAUGUGAGUUAUUGACUAUGGAUCCAGGCAUUUAGCCAAUCUAUCAGGAGUUUCUUUUGAGUAAUAAGGGUUUUAUUCAAUUAAUUGUGGUUUGUCAUUUGAAACAUUAGGACUGACUUUUUCUAGAUGAAAACAGUUCAUAAAGUUAAGUGGAAGCUUUAAUUCCCAAAUUAUUGAACACUGCAGUUUAUACUUCACGGAAAAAUUUUGUAGUUACAAGUGCUAUUUCAAUUGAAUUACAUUAUUCUGAGUGUCAUCUAGCAAAAUUAAGCAACACAAAUACUUUUUUGUCAUAGUAUACACUACAAUAAAUUUGGUUAAAUAUAUUGUUACAAUUUACCGCGGGGUUCAUAAAGGAUAGUCCAAUUAAAGAUUUUAUCACUAAACAGUUUUAUUGAUGGCCACUACUUAUUUCACUUACAAAUAAUCUUCUAAAAUGGCAAAUAAUCAAUUGCACUUUAAAAUGUUGCUUCUCCAGUCACUCAGUUUCUUACAAUCCACACACCUCGCUGGACGGCACCUCUGGCGCAACUCUCGCCGCAGCACCCCUCGUGGAUCUCCGCCGCGGGACUCCGUUGCCGCACUCCCCCGCCGACGACGCACUUGCCUUCGCCGAGGAUCCGCUCGACGCUUUGCUCGGAACUUAGCUCGGGACUCCGCCGCGCCCACGACAAUAUCGCCCGGAACUGAACUCUCUGCCCUGGAACCUUCAUCCAGGGACUUCGCCGCUCUAUCGCCCGGAAAAUCCGCCGCGGGAAAACUCCCGACUCCACUCACUCACUCCCUGCCUUGGAACCUUUGUCCAAGGACUUCGCCACUUUGCCGCACCCGCGGCACUAUCGCCCCGGAAACUCCGCCGCGGGAGAACUCCCGACUGAACUCCCACUGAACUCCCUCCCUGAGGCCGGCGUCCCCAGGCUUUCAUAUCAGCCCAGGCGCUUUCCAGAAAUCACGAGCGGGGCUGGGGCCAGUCACGUCAUUCCGCGCCGACCCGACGGCAAAAAUCUCUCGAAACACGUGUCGGCGGCUCGCGUAACUCCGCAGCUGUUAGGUUUCGGAUGUCAAACUAACAGCGCCGCGCGGGGAGCUGAGGGCUGGAGGGAGGGGAAGCGGCGACCCAGGUGCGCACGGCACAUCUCAUGUUGCGACGGCAUGUGAUGUCAGAUGUCUGCACCUGCGCGUGACGCGGCCUUGCUCACGUUCGUAACAAUAUUUAAAAAUAACAUAGCCUACAAUAAUUCUAAUUUUAAUCUCUAACAUACAUUAUGGUAGAACACACAAGUUAAUUUAUCUUGGGGCACUGUGGUAUUUGAAAUUAUGAUUGUAUAAGCUAUCACUAUUAGCAGUGUAUUCUUUUUCUUCAUUUUGACUAUUUAAUGAGCAUGUUUAAACUUGUUAGAUAGCCUGAUAAUUUGUAAUUGCAAUUGAAUAAACAUCAAUUUUAAUUACAUUUGUAGAACAAUAAACAGGUUAUUAUAUCCAAGUAUAUAACUCAAUCAUUUGAUAAGCAUUAUCUCCAAGAGUACGGAAUUUGAUAGAAUCAAAAUCAAAGAAUGAAAUCCCAAAUAUGUUUAUUGAAACUGAAAUCUGUAUAUUUAAAAAAAUUGACUCUAUACUAUUGUUUUAUUUGCAAACAGCUAAUUUAAAUUAUUGUGUACAUUCAAAAAUUUUACAAAAUUAAGUUUUUUUUAAUAGCCAGAAAUUUUAUUUGUGAAAAGUUAUUUCCUGUGCAUUAUGCACUGCACAUGUAAAGUAGGCUUUGUCAGUAUGGACUGGAAAAUGACAGAAUUUUUAAAAGUUUUGUUUAAUACUUACUAGCCGGAGUACCAGUGCUUUGCUACGGAAGUCAACAGGCAGAACAAACUCGCACUGCUCAAGUGCUCAUUAUGCAUGCCCCUCCUCGAGGGUGCGCCACUGUCGUUGCAAAAGCCGUUGCCAUGGGUACGCAGAAGGCACCAACGAUGAAAAAGCCUGUAGCCAUGGAAACAAAGAAAGCAGCAUCAAUGAAAUAACGAAAUUUCAUCAAGAAUUUUUAAUUCUGCUUAAGGGGUGGUUUUCUUGAAAUCUCACAGAGACAAUGACCAUUCACCUGUUUUGAAGGUCAAGUGGUACAAAUUUCAAGAGAUCGGAGCAAAACUGUAGAUUUGUAUAAGAAACAAACAAAUGGAAACUCAAGGAAUUUAUUAGGAAUUCUUUCAAAUUCUUUUUUUUUAAAUCUUAUAAUAUUACAGCUCCGCCCGCGUGAUAUCUAGUGCAAGAGCCACUCAAAAAUGACCCACCUCCCUUUAAUAUGAAUGAACUUAAAAUGGGAGCUCACCUUAUAUUUGUUGCACUUGGUUGUGAGCAAAUGUGGUUUUAUUGUUAUAUCUCUGGCUUCCAUCAUCAUGGUGAGAUAAAAUGCAUACCAGUUUUUUGAAUUUAAUCAUAGUCUUUUAAACACACAAACUUUUAUCAAAAUCGGUCCAGUAGUUGUUGCGUCAACCUCAAACAAACAAACACACUUCUAUUUAGGUUUAUAAUAGUAUAAUGUUCAAUAUGUAUCUAUUACAUGAGCUUAUGAUCUCUAAACAUUUAUUUUAUGGCAUCACAAAUAUUAAAAAAAAAGUACCAUUAAAUAGUGUAAAAUAUUUAAUGUAUUCAAAAUUCUUCUCGCACAUUAUUUCCCAUGUUUCACAAAGUUGAAGACAGCAAUGUGGGAAAAAAUAAACAGUAGCAGAUUUUACAAAAAUAUUUUAUUUUGUUCUUACAAAGUCCUAAUUUAGUUUUAAACUUUUAAAAUCUUUCAACAGAGUUUUGGAUCUUAUGUUCCGUUGGUGUUCUUGCAGAGUAUUUUGUGCAUUGUUACUAACAAAUGGUAACCACAUAAUGCUUCACCCUGAAUAUUGCUGCAAAUAUUGGGCUAGAAUGCAAGUGAUCAAUAGUGCUACUAUUUUUAUUGUCUUCUUCAUGGUUGCAUGUGUACGGCAAAGCUGCUCAUACUCUCAAGCUGAAUCUCUUUGAUUGAAAUAAAAAUCUAAAUUGUAAUUAAUUAUUUUGAGCGAAAUCUGUUGAUAAAAGCUAAGCCACUGAAAUUACAUGAGAGGUUGGUGAGAGGAGUGAUGGUAAAUAAUAAGAAAGGUGCAUGAUAAAAAAGGGAAAAACUUGAAAACUCAUUAAUUUAAGAACAACUUCAAAGGAUUAAUUAAUUAUUACUAAAUAUUUAAACUUCAGAUGUGUAGUCUAUAGUAAAUUACAAAAAAAAAAAAAAUAUAUAUAUAUAUAUAUAUAUAUAUAUAUAUAUAUAUAUAUAUAUAUAUAUAUAUAUAUAUAUAUAACGUAUAGUUGUGAAAUAACAAGAUAGCUGUUUUGCCAUAAGCAUUACAUGUAUCAGAAACCAUAUCCGUAUGCUGUCACACUAAAAUUGUAGAAAUUGAUAUUAAAGGAAAUGUCUAAGGGAUAUUCUACCCCACACAAUAAAAUUAAAUUUGGAUCAAGAAGAGGAAUACAGAAGAUCUCUUACACUUUAUUGACAGGUUCAUGCACAAAAAACGAGAGAUGCUUAAAAUUCUGUCCCCAAAUUUACAGAAUGGCAAAAAACAAAAGUCAUGAAGAAACUGUUUAAGGUAACAGUUUCAAUGAUGGUAAAAAUGAAUUAAGAAGGAAUUACAAGAAAUCAUCAUCACAGAAGAUACUGUUAUAAAAUAAUUAAGUAAUAAAACAAAAUGUUAAGAGGAAGCUGAAAAGAGAACUGGUAAAAAAUUAUCAGAAGAAUGCCAGAAACAACACAGUAAUUCUCUGGAGAUAGUUUGAGAGGAUAAGAAAGCAAAAUCAGGCCAACUAAUAAGUUUAAAUUAUUGGAAAAACUGAGAAAAAAAUGAAAUGUAAAAAUUAACAGAUCUAAUGGUAUUUUAUUCAGAAAAUGUGUAAUUUCAUUCAGUUAUAAAUUCAGGUAAUAUUGGAAUAACUACAAAUACAUAUUUCAUUCUUUCUACUUGCUGUCUGUUCAAAGGCAAGAGAUGAUGUGUUACAGAAGAAAAAGUGAUAAAAAUAGGGGAGGGCAGAAUAAAAUAAAGUUACACAGGUUUACCAAAAAAAAUAAGAUUCAAACUAAUAAACACUAUUUAAAAUGCUUAUAUAUAAUGUAAUUCCUAAAAAAUGAAAGGAUAUUACUGUAUGUUCACAUGUCCACCUUCGGCAUAAAUGUUUUUAGAAUUAAUUAAUUCAUAAGCCAUCCCCCAGUAAGCAUGCAUAAGACAGGGGCGUAAAUAUUCUACAAAAUAAGUUAAAUAGAAUACUAUAUAUGGCAAACUGCCACAUUACAAGUUCCUAGACAGAUUGUUAUUGUACAUAUGGAUCACGUAACUCUUGCAAAAAGACAUGAGCAUUAUUUGUGUUUUGUUCGAGUCAGAUUCUUACAGUUCAUAAGAAUAAAAUUUAAUUUAAUUUUCAUAAGUUGCUGUUAAUUAGGCACUGAAUUUAAAAAAAAAUUAUCAGAAAAAUGUACAUCAAAAUAUAAGGGAUUGAUUUGCUUGUGUUUGCUGUUAAAUAAUUUAUACAAUAGUAUGCAAUUAUGAAGUUGUUUUUCCUUAAUCUGAUAUUUAUCAUGUUGAUCUAAGUAUGUAUUUUCCACUAACUGCAUUAAAACAUCUUGGAAAACUUACGAUUUACUCCUUUUUUUUCCGAAUGGGGGCUUAUUACUUAAUUGAACAUAAAAUUUUAAUGUGUGUAGUCAAAAAUCUUAACAUAGAAACUUCAUUGAUUGGAACAAUAAGUGAUACAAAUUUAACAAUUUAAUACACGCAAAUUACUGAAAAAGGUUACUGAACCACACAUUUAUUUUGUUGUGUAGAAGUUUUUUUUUGAUAUUAGACUUACCAUAACAAUGAAGCAAUAACUUUAAUACCAAGUUAAUACUUGCCAACAUCUAACUAGACAUAUCACAGUUUUAUUUAUUUUUCUGUUAACUUGCAGUGCAUUUUGCAUUAAGCUUGGCUAGUUCUGGUUGUGGGAACAGAUGUAUUAAUUUUCUGUAUCAUCUGCUUGUUUUGGUAUUUUCUUUCAAAAAAUGGGAAGACUGUACAGUACUUCUGCUUUCUCAAAUGCAGUGUUUUGCUCUGGUGCUACUUUUGCCUAUAUUAUGUUACUCAUAGUGGUGACUUAAUGUAAAAUACUUUGUUACUCUCUCGUUAUAUUUAAAUUAUUUGUAUAAAGUUUCUUUGUGUAAAUUAUGUGCCUGCUAUUACUUUUGAUAAAUAUGUAUGUAAUGUAGUCAUUAUAGCUACAUUGUUCGCCAGCAGGCAUAACUUUUGAUGCUACUGUUUAUAGAAGUACAAUAUUUUUGUAUAAAAUGCCUUCAAUAUUAUGUACUGACAGUGUACGUGUAAUGUUGCCUUUUAUACGGAAGGAUGCGGAAAGCACCCGUACGUUGAAGGACUGUAUAUACAAUGAUUCUGGUUUUAGUAAUAAAUUUUGAGCUACUAUAUAUUUUAUGGAGAGUUAAUUAUAAUGUUUGUUAGAUAAUGAAUUGGGAAGAUCAUGUUACUUCAAGAUGUGUGUUUGAAGAUUUUAUCAUGUUGACAUAUGGAUAAAUAUGUAUACAGUUGCAAAACUUCCAAAAUUUUAGCUUGUUGAAUUUACAAUUAAGUUGGCAUUGUUGCAAUAUUUUUGUAUUUGAUGUAGCACAGAUCAUUAUAAUAGUCUUUGAAAUCACAGAAAAAACAGUGUGUAUUUUUCUCAAAACUUACAAUCACUGUAUUGGUGAUUUCUUCAAAGAGUCUGUGAUGCUCUAGAAAUAUUUUUUUUUUUUAAAGAAAGCUUCGACAAUUUCACAUUUUUAGUUCCACUGUCAUAAUUUUUUUUAUUAAAGCCACUGUAAUACUAAUUUAUCAAGAUUAAUUGUUUUUUAACAUAACAAAGUCUUUGUGUGUAAAUGGUGCUACAAAAUGGUUUUGCUUUGUGCAGACAAAAGAGUAUUUGAAAUUGUAAUGCUUAUUUGAUGAUGCUGCAUCUAGUCUUUUAUCAUAACAUGAGUGUGCUUGCAAUGAUAUGUUUUAUUUAUCAUGAAAAUAAAUACAUCUUCAAAAUGUC